Messenger RNA from Beta vulgaris subsp. vulgaris (sugar beet), 2574 nucleotides. RefSeq lists its product as uncharacterized. The transcript has 6 exons. The record is from RefSeq and is a predicted model, not a curated record. NCBI's taxonomy places the organism in Eukaryota, Viridiplantae, Streptophyta, Magnoliopsida, Caryophyllales, Amaranthaceae. Bases 1 to 2574 code for a protein of 857 amino acids.
AUGAUUGAAGAUACCGUGAAUCAAGUGAGAUAUAUCCGUGAGAAGAUGAGGGCAGCCCAGGAUCGUCAAAAGGCCUAUGCAGAUCAGAAUAGAAGAGAUAGUGAGUAUCAAAUAGGCGAGAAGGUCUUACUGAAGGUGUCACUUAUGAAAGGGAUGAUGUGUUUUGGGCAAAAAGGAAAGCUUAUCCCGAAGUUUAUAGGUCCCUAUGACAUUAUAGAAAGAAUUGGAAGAUUAGCUUACCGUUUGGAUUUGCCGAAUAACUUGGAAAAGGUGCCAAAGAGUGCAGUGCCUCCUCCUAGUGCAACAGAAGAAAACACUGAUAAUAUUAGGGCUCCUCCUUUAGUUGUAAAUCCUAGUUCUACUGGUGAUCCUACUAAGGAAGUGGAGCUAAGUAUUGCAGAGACACUGACUCCUGUUACUACCCCUGAACCUGUUCAGGGAGGAGAGGAGGAGGAACCUUGGAAGGUGGUCACUAGGAAGUCUAAAGGGAAACAAGUUUCAUUUCAUUCAGCUAGGAUGCAACAUCACGUGGAAGUUUGUGCUCUUUUUGGGACUAGAGUGAGGGAGCCUAAAGCUAUGGCUGUUAAGAAGAAGUUUGGAGCUAGCUGGAGUUGGGUUAGUAAUUAUGAUUACUUUCCUAGAGGUCGAAUUUGGAUAGGAUGGAAGCCUGGAGUAUUUAAAGUAUCUGUGACUAGAAUGACUGAACAAUGUGUCAUAGCUCAAGUUACAAAUCAAGUAAACGAACCAGCAUAUACACUUAUAGCUAUGUAUGGGCUACACUCUAUAGCAGAUAGAAGGCAGCUUUGGCUAGAUUUGAGAAGCAUGGUGGAGGAAGAAGUGUUUCCUUAUUUUAUAAUUGGUGAUUUUAAUACAAUCUACCAAGCUAUAGACAGGGUUAAUGGAGCUCUAGUUAGUAAAGCUGAAACUAGAGAUUUUUCAGAAUUCAUUAUGGAAAUGGGUGUGAUGGAAGCUCCUUGUACUGGAGCUUUCUACUCUUGGAGCACCAAAGCUAUUGGAGAAAGAAUUUCUAGUCGAAUUGACGCGGCUUUUAUCAAUAAGGAUCUCUUAAUCAAGCUGGCAAGUAGCAAUGAAGCUGAGUUUCAGCUAACUGAGAAGGAGGUGGGGGAAAGGCUAAGGCACUGGUCAAGUAUUGAAGAUAACAUCUUAAGACAAAAAGCUAGGAUUAGCUGGAUCAACCUUGCUGAUUCUAACACAAAGUUUUACUUUAAUGUUGUGAAAAUAAGGAAGGCUAGGAAUGCUAUCUCUGUAAUUCAGAAUUCUCAAGGUGAGAUGUUGACUAGAAGAGAAGAUAUCCAAGCUGAAGUGGUGGACUUCUACAAAAAUCUCAUGGGUACUUGUGCUAGCAGUCUUCUUGGUAUUGAUCUGCACACCAUAAGAUCUGGGCCCCAAUUGGGCACUGAUGCUAGGGCAAUGCUUAGUGGGCUAGUCAUUCAUGAUGAAAUUGACCAAGCUUUAUUCUCUAUAGAUGAUAAUAAAGCCCCUGGUAUAGAUGGGUUUGAUGCAGCAGGGUUCAUCCCAGGGAGGACUAUUGCAGAUAAUAUUCUGCUAGCUACUGAAUUGAUUAAGGGAUACUCUAGGGCUCAUGCAUCUCCAAGAUGUGUUAUAAAAGUUGAUAUCAAAAAAGCCUAUGAUUCAGUGGAAUGGAGCUUCUUGGAGAGGGUACUGGUUGAGAUGAGCUUUCCUAAUGUGUUUCAGAUGGAUUAUGACAUGUGUCUUGGGGAAUUGAAGAAUAAUCCUGAUUUUAAUUUUCAUCCAAAAUGUGAGAGGUUGUCACUUACACAACUCAUGUUUGCUGAUGACUCGUUGUUAUUUUCAAGAGCUGAUGUUAGCGCAGUCACCAAAAUCAUGGUUGCCUUUAAUAAAUUUUCCUAUGCUUCAAGCUUGGUGGCUAGUUUAGAUAAGAGCAAUAUCUACAUUGCUUGGGUUAUGGAUCAUGAAGCAGGUCUCCUUGCUGAAACUGUUCCGCUUCCAAUUGGGGAACUACCUUUUAAGUAUUUAGGAGUUCCUCUUGCCUCAAAGAAACUGAAUUUCUCUCAAUGUAAAAUCUUGGUGGAUAAGAUUACAAAGAGAGCUCAAGGGUGGAUAGCUAAGAAUCUCUCUUAUGCUGGUAGACUGCAACUUGUGAGAAGUAUACUGAGUUCAAUGCAAAAUUACUGGGCUCAGUUGUUCUCUCUUCCAAAGAAGCUUCUAAGAGCAGUUGAGGCUGUAUGUAGGAAGUUCUUAUGGACUGGGAAGACAAUGGAGUGUAAGAAAGCACCUGUAGCAUGGAACACUUUUUACAUCCCAAGAGUGGUUGGUGGCUGGAAUUUGAUCAACAUGGAAGUGUGGAACAAAGCUGCCAUUUUGAAGUUGUUGUGGGCUCUAGCUUUCGAGGUUGAUAAGCUAUGGGUUCAAUGGGUAAAUGAGUAUUAUAUGAGAAGAAGUAAUGUGUAUACUGUUGUUAUCAGUAAUAGUAUGUCUAGGCAACUAAAGAAGAUCCUUGCAUCUAGGGCUACUCUUCAAGAUAUAGGAGGAUGGAAUGCAGUUCUUCAUUAUGGCAAAUAUAGCAUUUAA